AUGGCGGCGUCCACGAAAAAGGCCACCGGGGGCGUUGAAGAGGCCGCGACGGAAGAGGAACAGCGAAUUCUGGAACCCGGGGCAGCCCCGUUUGGAAACUUCCCUCAUUAUUCCCGCUUCCAUCCUCCAGAAGAACGGCUCCGCCUCCUGCCCCCGGAGCUGCUUCGCCGGCUCUUUCCUCAGAGUUCCGAAACGACUCCGAUCCUGGGUCUAGACGUGGGGUGUAACUCUGGGGAUCUGAGGGUGGCUCUAUACGAACACUUCCUUUCCCUACGUGAUGGGGAGACCUGCUCAGAUGCCUCAAGAGAACUCCAUCUACUCUGCUGCGACAUAGAUCCAGUCCUGGUGGAGCGAGCUGAAAAAGAAUGCCCUUUUCCUGAUGCCCUGACCUUUAUCACCCUGGACUUUAUGAAUCAAAGGACCCGGAAAGUUCUCUUGAGCUCUUUCUUAAGCCAAUUUGGACGUUCAGUUUUUGACAUUGGCUUCUGCAUGUCAGUAACCAUGUGGAUUCAUCUGAACCAUGGGGACCAUGGCCUGUGGGAGUUCCUGGCCCACCUUUCCUCCCUUUGCCGCUACCUCCUUGUGGAGCCACAGCCCUGGAAGUGUUACCGGGCAGCUGCACGGCGUCUCCGGAAGCUGGGUCUUCAUGAUUUUGACCACUUCCGUUCCCUUACCAUCCGAGGUGAUAUGGCCAGUCAGAUUGUGCAGAUCUUAACCCAGGACCAUGGCAUGGAAUUAGUUUGCUGCUUUGGCAACACCAGCUGGGACCGAAGCCUUCUGCUCUUCAGGGCAAAAGAAACCACAGAGACUCAUCCAGUUCCUGAAUUACUGACAGAGGAAGGGAAAGAAAGGAAUAGAUUAGGCUACUGGAGACAGUGAGAUGGGACGGUGGGAAGACCAGGAAAGAGGUAUUGAAAAGGUGUUUUACUAAGAACUAAGUUAACUUAAUUCAUGAUUGUAAGGCAGCCUCAAAACGUGGCAGAAGCUUUUGGCAAAAUGUGCAGGACAUGCAAUUGAAAGAAUCAGUAUCUAUUCCCUACUGUUUGAGUUCAUCCUGGAAGGGAAUAUAUCUGUGGAGCAAUGAGCUGGGCUGUCCAGAUUGGGAUGGCCUAGAGAAAGUGAUCCUGGUUCUAAGAUAUGGAAGGGGCUGCUUUUAAUGGUUAGAGACAUAGACCAGGCUAGCCUUAGAAUGCGAAACGUCCAU
This is a messenger RNA of Lontra canadensis (Northern American river otter), 1204 nucleotides long. RefSeq names its product RNA 5'-monophosphate methyltransferase-like. Lineage: Eukaryota; Metazoa; Chordata; Mammalia; Carnivora; Mustelidae. Gene Ontology annotation, biological process: miRNA metabolic process; negative regulation of pre-miRNA processing. The transcript has a single exon. Gene Ontology annotation, cellular component: cytoplasm. Bases 1 to 879 code for a protein of 292 amino acids. The record is from RefSeq and is a predicted model, not a curated record. Gene Ontology annotation, molecular function: RNA methyltransferase activity; O-methyltransferase activity.